AUGGAUGAAACUGUGGCUGAGUAUAUCCGAAGAACUGUACUAAAAAUGCCACGAGCUGAAAUCAAGGCAAUGCUACAGAAAUGGGGCUUUCUCUCAGAGAUGCAGCUGCAAACCAUAAACUUCCAUCAGUUAAAGGACAACAUUGCUCAAGAUGUUGUUCGACUCUGUGAGGAAAAUUCUGCAGGAAUAAAGCAAGCAGCUGACCUAGACAUAAUUUACAACCAUACCUAUCGAAACAAAAGACUCUGGAGUGUUUACCAGAUGAACAAAGCAGGGGAAGAAACGGAAUUCUUUGAUUUAACAGACUUCAAAAAAAAAAUUAGGAGACGACUUCGGUCAGCCUUGAAAAAUGUCACCAUCAACUUUAGAGAAUAUGAGGAUAAUGCAAUCUGGAUUAGAAUUGCCUGGGGAACACCGUAUACAAGACCAAACCAGUACAAACCCAGCUACGUUGUGUACCACUCACAGACUUCCUAUGUCUUCAUUUCUGCCUCAAUGCUUAAGAGCAACUUGCCUCUGCUAUGUCAGGCCCUGGUUAUUGCUUCCAGUUACCAUGACAUCCAUGAAAAGCAGCUUCGAAGUCAUUCUUUAGACUCCCUUAAAGAUAUUGUGUUUAAGAGAUACAGCCAGAACUUCCAAACUUAUCAUCCAAGACCUCUCCAAGAAAGGAAUGUAGCACCAGAAAGUGCAGAUUUAAGAAUAAUUCAAGAAAAUAAAAGUGAGAAAGCAAGAAUACAGAGAGUGAAUCAGGACAUUUUUGGUGAUGGUCCCCAACCAAAACUAGAAUUUGCACAAUAUAAGCUUGAGACGAUGUUUAAAAGUGAUCCUAAAAUGGGUGUUUUGGAUAAGAGAGAACCAUUCAGAUGUCUGGUCAAGUUUUCUAGUCCACAUCUUUUAGAAUCGCUGAAAUCUUUGUCACCAGCAGGUAUGGCUGAUGCACCACUUUCACCACUACUUACGUGUAUACCACAAAAAGCUAGGAAUUAUUUUAAAAUUAGAGAGAAAAAAGGUUCCUUCCCAGGAAGCUUUGUAAGCCCUUAA
This is a messenger RNA of Leptosomus discolor (cuckoo roller), 1041 nucleotides long. RefSeq names its product centromere protein N (gene CENPN). NCBI's taxonomy places the organism in Eukaryota, Metazoa, Chordata, Aves, Leptosomiformes, Leptosomidae. Gene Ontology annotation, biological process: chromosome segregation; CENP-A containing chromatin assembly. Gene Ontology annotation, cellular component: nucleoplasm. The record is from RefSeq and is a predicted model, not a curated record.